Molecule: messenger RNA, 3228 nt
Organism: Sphenostylis stenocarpa
Lineage: Eukaryota; Viridiplantae; Streptophyta; Magnoliopsida; Fabales; Fabaceae
Source: the annotation of a GenBank genome assembly
AUGGAGUGCAACAAGGAUGAAGCUAUGAGGGCUAAGCAGAUUGCUGAAAAUAAGAUGCAAGCUGGUGACUAUGAAGGAGGGCUGAAAUUUGCUACAAAAGCCCAAAGGCUGUUUCCUGAUAUUCAGAACAUUGCACAGAUCCUUACAGUUUGUGAGGUCCAUUGUGCUGCACAGAAGAAACGCACUGGGUCUGACAUGGACUGGUAUGGUAUUCUUCAGACUCAACAGUCUGCUGAUGAAGCAACGGUAAAGAAACAGUAUAGGAAGCUUGCACUGCUACUUCAUCCUGACAAAAAUAAAUCUGCUGGGGCAGAGGCUGCUUUCAAGUUGAUUGGUGAUGCUAACAGAGUGUUGAGUGACCAAACGAAGCGUACUUUGUAUGACUCAAAGCUUGGUGUUCCUGGGGGAAAUACAGCAGCUAAGGUUGCACCUCGUCACCCAAAUGGAAAUGCUUUUGGGACAAAAUGUGAUGGAAAUUCAAGAAAUUUUCAGAACAGUUUUAACUCACAACCCCAAGCUUGGAAUUCAUAUCAUCGGGUUGAAAAUCAGACAUUCUGGACAUCUUGCCAUCAUUGUAACACGAGAUAUCAAUACUUCAAAACCAUUUUAAAUCACACCAUACGCUGUCAACAAUGUUCUAAAUCCUUUACAGCUCAUGAUAUUGGGAACCACAAUGUGCCACCAGCAUAUUGGUCACCUUUUAAGAACCACAAUGAGUCUCCACAACAUGCAUCAUCAAAAGAAGCGUUCAAAAGCAAUGGUGGAAAAUCAUGUGGUAGAGAAGAGGAGGGUGUAUCAAUGUCAAAAUGCACUGCUGGAGUUGGUGCCUAUUCUAAAGUUGCGAAGAGCAGAAAUGGCCAUGUGGCUGCGGGAGUGACAAUGGCUGGUGUUGAAGGGUCCAGCCCCACUAAGUCUAAAGCCAAGGAAUCACAAGCCUCGACAAAGGUUGGAUGUAAGAGAGGGAGGCAGUCAACUUUAGACGAUGAUAACAAAAAUGGAAAUGGUCGAGGUAUGAAAGAUACGAAGGAUCAAGAAAAAAAGGUUGAUCCUCAUAGGACAUCUUCAAGUAAGAAAGACCAUGUUCUGUACCCAGAAACCAAUAAAGAAGGUGAGUUUGGGAGUUCUUCCAAAAGGCCACGACGUCAUGAAUCAUUUACCCCACCUAAAGUCGAGGAAAAAGAAAUGCCAGCAGCUGGUGGGUUGUUCAGUGACCUUAAUCCAGCCUAUUGUGCUUCUGGUGUGGGUGUUCAAAAUGUAGAGACAAGAAAUAAAGCAAGUGAACCACCUGAAGAAACAGUUUUGAGGAAUGAAACCAAAGUUGAGAAGACAAAUGUGCAAAGAAAGGAGGUAUCCUACUCAGAUCUCAAUGAUAGAAAGUCAAAAGCUGACAAUUGUUCUCCAGUGAAGUCUAGUUUACCUCCCAGUUCAGAGAUUUUCUGUCCUGAUCCAGAUUUCAGUGAUUUUGAGAGAGAUAAGGCAGAGGAUUGUUUUGCUGUUAAUCAAUUAUGGGCUAUUUUUGAUAAUAAUGAUGGCAUGCCACGAUUCUAUGCUCUUGUCAAGAAAGUGUACUCCCCUUUUAAGUUGCGGAUUACUUGGCUAGAAGCUGACUCAGAUAACCAAGAUGAGUUUGACUGGCAUGAAGCAGGUUUGCCUGUUGCCUGUGGUAAGUUCAGACUUGGUGAUUCUCAGAGAACAUCAGAUCGAUUUAUGUUCUCUCAUCAGAUGCAUUGCGUAAAAGGAAGUGGCAGCCGUACAUAUCUGAUAUAUCCAAAGAAGGGUGAAACUUGGGCAAUUUUCAGAAAUUGGGAUCUAGGAUGGAGUUCAAAUACAGAAACGCAUUUGGAGUAUCAAUUUGAAUAUGUUGAAGUUCUAUCUGAUUUUGAUGAAAAUGUUGGCAUUGAAGUUGCUUAUCUUGGCAAACUGAAAGGAUUUGUUAGUCUCUUUCAGCAAACUGCGUUGAAUGGUGUUAGUUUAUUUUGUAUUAAGCCUGAUGAGAUAUACAGGUUCUCACACCGGAUUCCUUCAUACAAGAUGACAGGUGCUGAAAGGAAAGGUGUUCCAAGUGGAUCUUUUGAACUUGAUCCUGCUGGUCUGCCUACUUGUCUUUUUGAAGUUGAUGAUCCUGGUGUUGUGAAGACGGAUGGAGUCAAUUGUUCGCACAGUGAAUACUCAAACUGUAAAAUUGAACAGGCAAUAUCUAAUGAUAGUAUUCACAAAACAAAGUUGGAAGAGAGUAUUGAUGCGGAAAGAGAAGGACAAAUCCUCAGAAGGUCUACAAGGUCGAGCCAAAAAAGUAUGGACAAUGGUCAAGCUAGCACUGGUCAAUUCACGGUCAGAAAGGAUAACAUAAGCAUUGCCCACAUGUACGACAGUCCACCAGAAGGAAACACUGCUGCACCUCAGAAAGAUGUGAAAAAUAGUUAUGAUGGAGAGACGUUGAAAGCUCGAAAGUCGCCUAGAGAUCUAAGCAGCAAAAAUCCUCAAGGAAAUGCAUAUGAAAGGACAACAGGUAAGGUGACUGUUAAUCAGUCAAAAAACAGAAAAAAUGUGAAGAGCAGCAACAUUCCUCAGUCGGUGCAAGAAUCAUGUGAUGACUUGAAGAAGGAAAGGUCUGAAAAGAUGUUUCAGUGUGGUCAGAUAUGGGCAAUAUAUAGUGAUAGGGAUCAUAUGCCCAAUACUUACGCACAAAUCAAGAAGAUUGAAUACAAUCCUAGUUUUAGAUUGCAGGUGUCCAUGCUUGAACCCUGCUCACCACCAAAUGACUUUAAAAAAACAUUAUCUUGUGGCACCUUCGAAGUUAAAAAAACCAACUUACAAUUUCUUUCCCGCUCAGCAUUCUCUCAUCAAUUAAAAGUUGAACCCCUGGUAAAUAAUAGAUAUGAAAUUUACCCUAGAAAAGGUGAGGUUUGGGUUCUGUCCAAGGACCAGAACUAUGAACUGACUUCUCCAGAGCAGGGCAGAGGUAACUGUCAUAUAGUAGAAGUAUUAGCAGAUAGUGACAAGAGUAUACAAGUUGUUGUUCUGACGCCACAUAACAACUCUCGGACAAUUUUCAAGGCUCCUAGAAUUCAGAGAUCAAAAACUGGUGUAAUUGAAAUAUUAAGAGAAGAGGUUGGCAGAUUUUCACAUCAGAUUCCUGCUUAUCAGCACAGUGACAGUGUUCAUCGCAGAGGGUGUUGGGAGCUUGAUCCUUCUUCAGUUCCAGGUUCUUUCGUACCAAUAGACUGA